Malus domestica (apple) is the source of this 1609-nucleotide messenger RNA. Its product is annotated as heavy metal-associated isoprenylated plant protein 37-like. Gene Ontology annotation, molecular function: metal ion binding. Lineage: Eukaryota; Viridiplantae; Streptophyta; Magnoliopsida; Rosales; Rosaceae. The record is from RefSeq and is a predicted model, not a curated record.
ACCAAAAAUAUAAAAUUCACUCACUUUUUAUUUGUUAUUUUGGUCAAAUACACUGCCACUUCCCACCAAACCCCCAACAGCUUAAAGAGUGAGAAGAAAGAGUGAGAAAGUGAACUUUCUUACCAUCCAAACAGAAUUCUCUGCUUAAAGAGUGAGAAUUAAGAGUGAGAAAGUGAACUUUCUUACCAACCAAACAGAAUUUUGAAGAAUGACCAAAGAAGAAGACUUUAAGCUCCUUAAAAUCCAGACUUGUGUUCUCAAAGUGAACAUUCACUGUGAUGGCUGUAAGCAGAAAGUCAAGAAACUCCUUCAGAGAAUUGAAGGUGUUUACCAAGUGAACGUAGAUUCUGAUCAGCAGAAAGUUACAGUUUCUGGAUGUGUGGAUUCUGCAACUUUGAUCAAGAAAUUGCUCAGAGCUGGGAAACAUGCUGAGCUCUGGUCCCAGAAAUCCAAUAACCAAAGCCAGAAGGAAAAGAACAACUGCAUCAAAGAUGACAAGAACAACAACAACAAAGGGCAUAAACAAGGCAUCCUCAAAAACCAGCAAAAGUUUCCGUCUUUCAGCUCCGAGGAAGACGAUGACUCCCUCGACGAUGAGGAAGAAGACGAUGAGGACGAGCUGCGGUUUAUCCGGGGGAUGCUCAGGCAGCAGCAGCAGCAGCAAGCAAAUGAUGCAAAGAAAAGUGCAGGAGUGAUCAAUGCAGCAGCUGCUGCGGCUCCCAACAACGUGAAGAUGAUGAACAAUGUUGGAAUUGUGAAUGCCGGGAAGAAAGGCGGGCAUCCGAAUGAGAACAUGAAGGUGAAUCCUGGCGGGAUUGAUCCAAAAACAAUGGCUGCCCUGAAGAUGAACGCAGCCCAAAUGGGCGGCGGAAACAUCAAUCCCGGCGAAGCGAAAAGGGGCAACAUGAAUGACCUGAGUGCGAUGAUGAAUUUAGCAGGUUUUCAUGGAAAUGGUGGAAAUGUUGCUGCAAAUGCCGCUGCUUUGGGGGCAAAUCCCAAUGUUCUUGGAGGGUUUCAGGCUCAGGCAAACCCUAACGCAGCAGGGUUCCCAAGUGGUGGAUACUCCACAGGGCAAAUUGGUCAAUUCCCAUCUUCCAUGCUGAUGAAUCCAAAUGGGUACGCCCACCCAUCACAGAUGAUGAACAUGCAAGCUAGGCAAGCAGCAAUGCAGCAGCAGCCACAGAUGAUGUAUCAUAGGUCCCCCUUGGUUCCUCCUAGUACUGGCUACUACAAUUACAAUCCUAGCCCUGGCCCUAGCUUUUACCCUGCAGCCGCCGCGUACCCUUACGGCGGUGAGCCUAAUUACGGCAGUAAUAACACUGCUGCUCAUAUGUUCAGUGAUGAGAACACUAGCAGCUGUUCGAUAAUGUAACUUCAUCAGCAAGGAAAAACCAAAUAUGUAGAGGUGUAGGGGAAAGAGAGAAUGUCGUUUCAGAUGAAGUUCUCUGUAUUAAUUAGUGGGUUGUUAGGAUGUUGGAGUGAUUAUCACUUGUCUGUGUAAUGUAUUGUCUAGUUCUUGGGAUAAUGUUUCCCUCUUGUUUUAGUUCGUGUCUUUGUCGCAGGACUGGCUUUAUUCCAACUAUCCUAGUGAAUCUGCUUUGUUCUUAUA